Molecule: messenger RNA, 1758 nt
Organism: Caenorhabditis remanei
Lineage: Eukaryota; Metazoa; Nematoda; Chromadorea; Rhabditida; Rhabditidae
Exons: 8
Coding region: 1-1758 (585 amino acids)
Biological process (GO): amino acid transport; transmembrane transport
Cellular component (GO): plasma membrane
Molecular function (GO): amino acid transmembrane transporter activity
Source: RefSeq, a predicted model, not a curated record
AUGGCAUCCAGAAUCUGGAAAGCCAUCACUCGUAAGAAAAAGUUCGAAGGUGAUUCUCACCUCGACACAAACCUCCGUCGAUGCCUUGGCCUAAUGGAUAUCACUUUCUUGGCACUCGGCCAAAUGAUGGGAGCAGGAAUCUACGUACUUACUGGUACUGUUGUCAGAAAUCAAGCUGGACCAUCCAUCGUUUUCUCGUUCAUCUUGGCUGGUAUUGCAGCGUUGUUAUCUGCGUUCAGUUAUGCGGAGUUUGGAGCUAGAUUUCCAAGAGCUGGUAGUGCCUACACAUACACCUAUAUCGGCUUUGGAGAAAUAUGGGCAUUUAUUGUUGGCUGGACUAUUCCGUUGGAGUACAUGAUUGGAAAUGCUGCCGUUGCGCGUUCCUGGUCCGCCUACUUUGACAAUCUCCUGGACAACUAUGUCAAGAACACAACAAUCGGAAUUGUGGGGGAAUUGAGUCAGCCCGGAGGAUUCUUCUCCACAUACCCAGAUGUCUUGUCCUUUGUAUUGAUUUGUCUCUGUGCGUGUGUCAUUGCAAUCGGAUCGAGAGUGUCAGCAAAUGUCAACACAAGUUUUGUGAUCUUGAACAUUUUGGUUAUCAUUAUCGUCAUUAUCUCCGGAAUGUGUUAUGCUGACUUCAACAAUUGGACUGGAACAACAUCUGAUGGGCGCUCAAAUUUCUUUCCAUACGGAGUAACUGGAACUCUCACUGGAGCUGCCACGUGUUUCUUCUCAUAUAUUGGUUUUGAAGUGUUAGCUACAGCUGGAGAGGAGGUAAAAUCGCCACACCGUACAAUUCCUGUUGCCACUUUUCUGAGUAUCGGAGUCAUCAUGACUUUGUAUAUUUUGGUGUCAUCUACACUGACAUUGAUGGUUCCCUAUGAUCAGGUCCAUACCACUGCUCCAUUCGCAGAAGCAUUCGAUGCUCGUGGGUGUACUGUAGUCAAGUAUAUAAUUUCAAUCGGAGCACUGGUCGGGUUGACUAACAACUUGGUCACUGGGGUGUUUGCUUUGCCAAGAAGUGUUUAUGCUAUGGCAGAUGAUGGUCUCCUAUUUGGAUGGUUGGCACACGUCAAUUCUUAUACAAAAGUUCCAUUGAAUGCAAUUGUUAUCUUCACAUUGAUCAAUGCAGUUAUUGCAUUGAUUUUUGAUAUUGAGGCGUUGGUCGAAUUCCUCUCCAUCGGAACGCUCUUUGCCUACUCCUUUGUCUCUGCAUCAGUUCUUGUCCUCCGCUACCAAUCAGCUCCAAUCGACGGAGAUGAGAAACGAAUGGACGGUGGAGGAGAGCUAAGCUCAUGGAUCCCAGCUAGAAACUUCUGGGAAUCUCUUCCAUCCGGAACAUCUAUUUCUCUGGCUGUUGGAGCUUUGAUCGCAUCUUUCUUCUGGUUGUCUUUCACCUUCAGAACCGGGUUUUAUGAGAGCUGGUAUGGUCAAAUGUCGAUUGGCUUCAAUGGAUUGUGUAUUGUUUUGAUUAUGGCUUUUAUAUUGGGUCAUACUCAGAAUUCGUUGAAGACUAAUUUUAAGGUUCCAUGUGUCCCAUUUCUUCCAUGUCUCUCCCUUCUUGUCAACGUCUUCAUGAUGUCUUAUCUGACAACUGCCACGUGGAUUCGGCUAUUCGUUUGGAUGGGAGUUGGUCUUUUGAUCUACUUCGCCUAUGGAAUUCGUCAUUCGAAAGAGGCUAAACGAUUGACAACGAUAGCAGAUAUCCGAAUGAGUUCCACGUUUCCCAAUAAAAAUAAUCGUAUUCCGAAAACUUGA